GUUUCGUUUCAAACAGGGCAGCGACACUCGCUCACCCCUGUUUCCUUACCUAUCAUCUAUCUGCCCUAUUCGAGUACUCACUCUUUUUUUUUUCUUCGGUCAUCCUCGGAACACAGCACGAUUUACUCAAGCGAUUACAAACAAGAUGCUCCUCAACCUACAAACAACCCCACCCCCCUUCCUCCACGACACCUACACCCCGCGCUACAUCUUACUCUCCGAACCGGACUGCGCAAAGAAGCGAUCGCAAGCGUAUGCUCACCUGGCCAAAUGCAACUUGUGUCCGAGAAAAUGUGGAGUGAAUAGACUCGAGGGGAAAACGGGCUGGUGUUUGAUUGGGGAGAGGGCCAAGGUUAAUGUUAUUGCGCCGCAUUUUGGGGAAGAGCCAUGCAUUCAAGGUCAUCAUGGGAGUGGUUCGGUUUUCUUCAGCAUGUGCAACCUCCGAUGCGUCUUCUGCCAAAACCACGACAUCUCUCAUCAGCGUAACGGCAUGGAUUUGACCCCCGAAGAGCUAGGUGACUGGUACAUCAAGCUGCAAGAAGUCGGGAAUGUGCACAACAUCAACCUUGUUACCCCUGAACACGUCGUCCCCCAAGUAGCCCUCUCCAUCCUCCACGCGCGCUCCCUCGGCCACCGCAUCCCCAUAAUCUACAACACCUCCUCCUACGACUCCUUGGAGUCCCUAGCUUUGCUCGACGGGCUGAUAGACAUCUACCUGCCCGACUUCAAAGUCUGGGAACCGUCCACCUCCAAGCGGCUGCUCAAGGCCGAUGACUACGCCGCCACGGCUCGGGAGUCCAUCAAGGCUAUGCACGCGCAGGUGGGGGACCUGUGUUUUACGGGGGACGGCAUCGCCAAGAGCGGGGUGUUGGUUAGACAUCUGGUCAUGCCUGGCCUCGAAGAGGAAGGGGCAAAGAUUAUGAGGUGGUUGGCCGAGGAGGUGAGUAGGGAUAUGUUUGUGAAUAUUAUGGAGCAGUAUAGGCCAAGUGCGUAUGUGGGGAAGGAGAGGACUAGAGGUAGGAGGAAGGAGGAGGUGAAUGGAGAAGCGGCGGCGGCUGGUGAAGGUGAAGAAGGAAGAGGAGAGGAGAAAGAGAAGAAGAAGGAAGAAAGACGGUAUGCCGAGAUCAAUCGGGCUGUGAAGGGGGAGGAGGUGGAGAGUGUUAGGAAGGCGGCUGAGAGAGCUGGGUUGUGGAGGUUUUGUGAUCCGCCUAGGCAUGAUGGGUUCAACAUCUAGACUACUAGACUGGACUUACUAAUGUUUCUUGGUAUUCUCCUUUUGAAGCGCCGGUGACGACUGCUGCGUGGGGUAGUGUGGCGUAUAAGAUGGUGAGUUCGUGGGGAGGUGGGGGUCAUGGAAGGUCCAGUCUUGAGCUUGCUAUUCUCUGUUGUUUCCCUUCUAGAAUUGUCUUACUUGCACGUGGAUGGUGGUUGUCAAGAAACAUUCUUCGGCUCCGAACUGGAAACUUCCGGGGUCCGGAGUUGAAGAUCGCCUCUCCGAGAAAUUUGAAUUAGGGAAUCAGG
Molecule: messenger RNA, 1521 nt
Organism: Neurospora tetraspora
Lineage: Eukaryota; Fungi; Ascomycota; Sordariomycetes; Sordariales; Sordariaceae
Exons: 5
Coding region: 146-1234 (362 amino acids)
Molecular function (GO): iron-sulfur cluster binding; catalytic activity
Source: RefSeq, a predicted model, not a curated record